Messenger RNA from Sphenostylis stenocarpa, 489 nucleotides. The record is from the annotation of a GenBank genome assembly. NCBI's taxonomy places the organism in Eukaryota, Viridiplantae, Streptophyta, Magnoliopsida, Fabales, Fabaceae.
AUGAACGUAGCAUGGCAGCAGGGAAAUCUGAGAAAGUUCUGCCAAGAAAAAGGAAUUCAUGUGAGUGCGUGGUCCCCAUUGGGAGCUUAUGGGGCUUCUUGGGGUUCCCUUGCUGUGAUGGAGAGUCCAAUCCUAAAAGACAUUGCAAUUGCAAAAGGCAAGAGUGUGGCACAGAUUGCAUUGAGAUGGAUAUUUGAACAAGGGGCCACUCCAAUAGUGAAGAGCUUCAACAAAGUAAGAAUGAAAGAAAACCUUCAAAUAUUUGAUUGGAAGCUGAGUGAAGUUGAUUUGGAAAAUGUCAAGAAAAUUCCACAAUUUAGGGCUGUCUUAGCAAGAGAAUUUAUCUCUGAAGAUGGACCCUAUAAAUCCUUGGAAGAUCUUUGGGAUGGUGAGAGAUCUCAUUGUUAUAGUGGUGGUGAAUGCCUUGAUCCCAAAACAUUUGAAGCACAUGAUACAAAGCAAUUAUUUCAGUAUACAGUAUCUAUGUAG